Molecule: messenger RNA, 727 nt
Organism: Brassica napus (rape)
Lineage: Eukaryota; Viridiplantae; Streptophyta; Magnoliopsida; Brassicales; Brassicaceae
Product: CLAVATA3/ESR (CLE)-related protein 21
Exons: 1
Coding region: 106-429 (107 amino acids)
Biological process (GO): system development
Source: RefSeq, a predicted model, not a curated record
UUGUUCCUCUUUAAUUCUCUUAGGUCUUAAUACAGAGAAGAAGAGGAAGAAGAGUAAUCAAGAUUUGAGAGAGAGAUAUUCAAGUUUUUUUUUUCAUUUUUAAAGAUGGUACUAUUUUCUUCGCGGUGUGCAAUGAAACGAGAUGUUGUUAUCAGUGUGAUGAUCUUUAUAAUCUUAGUUUUAAUAAUUUUGUCGCGUUCGAGUUCUAUCCAGGCUGGAAGAUUCAUCACUACGAAAAGAAGGCAUAAUUUGAGCGUUGCUCGAGUACAAGAUUACAAGAAUCAUCACGCGUUUGUGAUCACGGAGAUGUCAACGUUUAAUAAAUUCAGAGGAAGAGCAUCUAAAGUUAGGAGAAAGAUAGACGGUAACGAAGACGAAGAAGAGAAGCGAAUCAUCCCGGCAGGUCCAAACCCCUUGCACAACAGGUAGUAGGUUAAUGAGAGAUGCAAAACAUACUUCGACUGCAUAAUUAGUUCAUUAUAUAUAUAUAUACAAAUAUUAGUUUUGAUUUUGAGAUUAAUAAUUGUUCUGAAGAUAACACAUUUUCUGCUAAAGUUUCAUUCAUCUCGUUAGAUCGAUAUUGUAUUGAGAAGCUUUUUAGAUUGGGCUGGAAAAUCUAAUAUAUGUGACUGUGAGGUAGCGUAUUGGUGUUUAAAACCUCAAAUGUCUAUUAUUUGUAACGAAUGUAAAUAGACUUGCCCAACCGAUAAGUAAAAAGUCUUUAAGA